AUGCAGCGCUCCGGCCUCACCCCCGCCGCGGUUGGCCCCUGCGACUUCCGCUUCCCUGAGGGCGGGUCGCGGGGCGGCAGCACGGGGGAGGCCGGGGAGGCGGGGGCGGCCGGCAGCAUCGGGGAGGCCGGGGCGGCGGGCAGCACGGGGGAGGCCGGGGAGGCCGGGGCGGCGGGCAGCACGGGGGAGGCCGGGGCGGCGGGGGCGGCGGGCAGCAUCGGGGAGGCCGGGGCGGCGGGCAGCACGGGGGAGGCCGGGGAGGCCGGGGCGGCGGGGGCGGCCGGCAGCAUCGGGGAGGCCGGGGCGGCGGGCAGCAUGGGGGAGGCCGGGGCGGCGGGGGCGGCGGGCAGCACGGGGGAGGCCGGGGCGGCCGGCAGCAUGGGGGAGGCCGGGGAGGCCGGGGCGGCCGGCAGCACGGGGGAGGCCGGGGCGGCCGGCAGCAUGGGGGAGGCCGGGGAGGCCGGGGCGGCCGGCAGCACGGGGGAGGCGGGCAGCACGGGGGAGGCUGAGGCGCACGGGGCCGAGGCCGCCGAGCUGCUGCCCUUCCUGGCGUCGGGCGCCCGGGCCGACCUGCAGGCGGCGGCGGCGCGGCACGUGCUGGCCCUCACCGGCUCCGAGCCGGGCCGCGCGCUGCUGGCCGGGCAGGCGGAGCUGCUGCGGGCGCUGGCAGAGCUGUCGGCCGCCCCGGCCCCGGCCCCUGCCCGCGACGCCGCGCGCGCGCUCGUGAACCUGGCCGCCGACCCCAGCCUGCACGGGCCGCUGCUGGCGGCCGACCCCGGGCUGCCGGCCCGCUUGCUCGGCCGCGCCCUGGACCCGCAGUGGCCCUGGGCCGACGAGGCGGCCGCCGCGCUGGCCAACCUGAGCCGCGAACCCGCGCCUUGCGCCGUGCUGCUGGAGGCGCUGACGGGCGCCGCCGAGGGGUCGGGGCUGGAGCGCGUCGUGCGCGCCCUGUGCACCCCCGGCUACAAUGCGCGCGCGCCCCUGCAUUACCUAGGGCCGCUGCUCUCCAACCUCAGCCACAAGCCCGCGGCACGCUCCUUCCUGCUGGACCCCGACAGGUGCGUGGUCCAGCGGCUGCUGCCCCUAACCCAGCACGAGGAUUCCUCUGUGCGCAGGGGCGGGGUGGUGGGGACGCUGCGGAAUUGCUGCUUCGAGCACCGACACCACAAGUGGUUGCUGGGCCCGGAGGUCGACAUCCUUCCGUUCCUGUUGCUGCCUCUGGCCGGGCCUGAGGAAUUCUCCGAGGAAGAGAUGGACAGGCUGCCCGUGGACCUGCAGUACUUGCCGGCCGACAAACAGCGGGAGCCUGAUGCUGACAUCCGCAAGAUGCUCAUAGAAGCUGUCAUGCUGCUGACAGCCACUGCAGCUGGCCGGCAGCAGGUGCGGGACCAGGGCGCCUACCUGGUCCUCCGUGAGCUGCACAGCUGGGAGCCAGAGCCAGACGUGAAAGUGGCCUGUGAGAAGCUCAUUCAGGUGCUGAUCGGGGAUGAACCGGAGCCAGGCAUGGAGAACCUGCUGGAGGUCCAGGUGCCUGAGCAUGUGGCAAAGCGGCUGGAACAGCUGGAGCAGGAACCGGGCCCCGGGUCCUGACACGGCCCUGGGCCGCGCUGCCCCGAGCAGGCCCUGCGUCCUCCGGACAGCUCAGGCUGCGAGGCCAGGGGACCCAUGGCUGCCAAGCCCUGCAGGGGAGGAAACUGCCCGUGCCAGCCGUGUUGGUGCCAGCAAGAGCACAGGCUCCAGGCAUGGGGAGAGGAGAGGUGGACCAAGGAGGCUGCUGCUACCCGUCUUGGGGGAGGGAUGCUGGGGUCCGUGAUGUGGACGUGGAGGACACGAGGGUGUGAACUGUUCCACUGCAGACAGGGCUGCAGGGAAUGUCCCGCUGCACGGCAGGGCCCGGGUGUCUCUGCAUCCACCUGAAGGCAGCUCCAGC
Ochotona curzoniae (black-lipped pika) is the source of this 1930-nucleotide messenger RNA. RefSeq names its product HGH1 homolog (gene HGH1). Lineage: Eukaryota; Metazoa; Chordata; Mammalia; Lagomorpha; Ochotonidae. The transcript is spliced from 6 exons. The record is from RefSeq and is a predicted model, not a curated record. The coding region runs from base 1 to 1590 and encodes 529 amino acids.